Molecule: messenger RNA, 1294 nt
Organism: Calliphora vicina (urban bluebottle blowfly)
Lineage: Eukaryota; Metazoa; Arthropoda; Insecta; Diptera; Calliphoridae
Product: aldo-keto reductase family 1 member C18-like
Exons: 4
Coding region: 82-1125 (347 amino acids)
Cellular component (GO): cytosol
Molecular function (GO): aldose reductase (NADPH) activity
Source: RefSeq, a predicted model, not a curated record
UUCGUAUAUCUUUGAAGUUUUGAAUACACAAUUGAAAAUUUCUAUUUUAAGAUUAAUCAAUCAAUGACUUACCAACAUUAAAUGGCUUCAAGCUCCAAAAAUGCCAGUGAAUCCUUACAAAAACAAAGAAAAUCUUUGGCAAAAUUAGAAGAAACCGACGACAAAUCUUAUACGCCACCAGAUGUACCAAAACUAAAAUUGAAUAAUGACAAGGAAAUACCUAUUAUAGGGCUAGGGACAAGGAAACUGCAAACCAAGUGUAAGGAACUUGUGGGAGAUGCCCUCAAGUUAGGCUAUCGUCAUAUUGACUGUGCUGAAGUGGAUGGUAAUGAAAAGGAAAUUGGUGAAGCAAUUAAGGAAUAUAUUAAAAAGGGUCUUAUAACAAGGGAAGAUAUUUAUAUAACCAGUAAAGUUUGGAAUAACCAUCAUACCCCGCAGCUAGUGCGUAAGGCUUGCGAGACGUCUUUAAAAAAUUUAGGACUCACCUAUUUAGACAGCUAUAUAAUGCAUUCGCCUAUGGCUUUUCAGGAGGGUGAUAAUUAUCGACCUAAAGACGACAAUGAAAAUAUUAUAUUCUCAGAAGUAGAUUUCGUACAAACUUGGCGGGCUAUGGAAAAAUUAGUACAAAAUGGCUUAGUACUAUCCCUGGGUUUGGCCAAUUUUAAUAUACGCCAAAUUAAUUUAAUUUUGGAUAAAGCUCGCAUAAAACCCGCCCUGCUGCACGUUGAAUGUCAUCCAUAUUUAAAUCAACAAAUUCUUAUAGAUUUUUGUGUGGCUAAUGAUAUUGUGGUGGUAUCGAAUCAUUGCCUAGGCAGUCCCUCAAAUAUAUAUCGUUUAUGUAAUAAAUUACCAUUGACUCAUAAUGAAAAAAUUCUGGAAAUUGCUCAAAAAACAAAACAUACGCCGGCCCAAGUUCUCAUCAGAUAUCAAAUACAAAGAGGUAAUAUUGUCAUAGCCACGGCUGUAAAGAGAAUUCAUAUGAGGGAGAAUAUUUCGAGUGUGGAAUUUAAGCUGGGAUCUCAAGCAAUGGCCGAUAUUGAUGAAUUGGAUACUGGUACAAGGGUAUUUGGAUUUGAAGAUUGCAAAGGACACCCAAAUCAUCCGUUUGAAAAAGAUCUAUAUUAAGCAAUGGAAUUUAUUGAAGAUUUAGAAAAAAAUUUUAAAUUGUAAUUAAAAUAUUUCAUAAAAAAGUUUUAAAGGAAAAAAAUUCAAUUGAAAUUUGAAUCAGCGCUGGAAACAAGUGGAUAUUUUAACAAACUCCAAAAAGUAUAAUAUGCAGUUGAUGUUUUACAUA